This is a messenger RNA of Xiphophorus hellerii (green swordtail), 1792 nucleotides long. Its product is annotated as zinc finger and SCAN domain-containing protein 2-like. The record is from RefSeq and is a predicted model, not a curated record. Gene Ontology annotation, cellular component: nucleus. NCBI's taxonomy places the organism in Eukaryota, Metazoa, Chordata, Actinopteri, Cyprinodontiformes, Poeciliidae. Gene Ontology annotation, biological process: regulation of gene expression. The coding region runs from base 212 to 1204 and encodes 330 amino acids. The transcript has 3 exons.
AUUUGACUUGACUUCCGGUGUGCUUUCUGGGCUCUCAGAGGUGUUUCUAGGUUAGUAUGGUCAUGUUUUGUAAUGUAAUAUUUAAUAUGUACACGUGGGUGUGACCUGAACCAGAUGAAAUGUCGCCAUGUUUCUGCAUCUUUCGAUCUUCGGCCUGUUAAAAGAAAUCCUGACGGAGCGGAGCUAAUGUUGCUAAUGCUAGCUGCCCAGGAUGUCUAAGCUGGAACGUCUGAAUGCCCGUGUGGCCAAACUGCUGACUGAAGCUGUGCAGGAGGUUCUGGAGCUGGUGAAAGAGACGGUGUGCGAGUACCAACAAAGAACCUUCAGAACACAGAGAGAAAACGAAAGUCUGAAAAGACAACUGCAGGAGCUGCAGGUCAGACUAACCAAAGAAAACACAGCUGUUCUCUCUUCAACUAAGCCGUUUCUUGAGAAAACGGAUCAUGUGGACGAGCGAAACCAGGAUUUGAGCUUCUUUCAGAAUCAUCAACCAGAUGUAACUUCCACAGAGCCAACGCUGAUCAACGCCACUGAACUCUGCGUGAAGCAGGAGCAACGCGUCGAUCACGAAUCAGGAGCUGAGCGCUGCAGAGCAACAAGUGAGGAAGUCCAGGCGUCGCGUUGUGCAACCGGGGAUUCGGACGCUGCGUCGUCCAAAGUGUACGACUCUUAUACUGGCGGGAUCCAGCUUCCUGCCAUCAAAACAGAAACGGAGCAGCAGCAGCCGGCUGGAUGUGUUGACUUGAGCUGCACCUCUACAAAAGACCCCGGUCCGCAAGCCGGCGCAGAACAAAACGGACUCGUCUUCGUCGAUUCACAUCUCGCCCCCGAUGGGAGGCAGGGUGUCGUCAACGGCAACAGGGCUGCCACGGUCAACGGUAGAAAAAUCCGUUUGGAUCAUGUCGGCAGAAGCGGCCUCCACCUCUGUGUAGUGUGCGGGAAAACGUUCAGCAGGGUGGCCAACCUGAGGAUCCACCAGCGGUGUCACACAGGGGAGAAACCGUACGGCUGCGUACAGUGUGGGAGGCGCUUCAGCCAGGCGGGGGACCUGAAGAAACACAAGAGGGUCCACACGGGGGAGAAACCUUACUACUGCAGCCAGUGUGGGAAGAGCUUCAGCAGAGGAGAGAACUUGAAGAGACACCAACGGAUUCACAUUGGAGAAACUCUGCAGCUGCAGCGAGCGUGGACAGAGCUGCAGUAGACGUUCUCUGCACACUUUCUGCAUCUCAUCUUAUAGGUUUUAACAUAUUUGAUCAAGAUUUGUUUGGCCACGUUCCCACAGCAGGCCAAUACGACCAAAAUUUUAUUUCUUUUUAUCAUAUAUCCAUAUCCGACCUAAAUCCAGCUUUUUCACUGCAGUCAGAACGGCCAAUUCAGAUCUUUUCACCCAAAAAAUAUUCUAUCUGUGCUAUUUCUAUAUGUGGAACUAAUUUGGACAUCCGCUUGUUAAAAAUUAUGGCAGCGACAAAUGUAAACAUGACAUAUAUUCAUAAUUCAGUCAUAGCUCUAGCACUCAUCGUCGAUUGGCCAAUCAGAGGAGACGUCGGCAUCUUUUUCAGGUGUUGGCGUGAUAAGAAGCGUAUAUGGCUACGUCUGCGGCUUUUUGGGGAAAUGGUGGUUGGCGAUUUCAUAGAAGAGCUAUGGAUUCAACACAUUAGAAUGACGAAACUUUUUCAUGAACUGUGUCUGGGGGGAAAAAACCCAAUCAAUCCUACAAAAGUUUGAUUACAGUCGGGUUUAAACAGUAGUUUGAAGGACAACACACAAAAAAGUAAAAAUCGGAUUUCAA